CGCGCGCCCGCCAUUGCAGCCCCUCCUUCGCUUUCUAGCUAGCUCCCCUGCCCCCUCCACCGCUAGCUAGGCUCGCCUAUAUCAUCAUUGCCUCGCACCGCACGCCGGCCGCUCUCUCUGCUCGACUGCGCUCGAACAAUGGAGAGGUGGGCGCCGGCGCCGGCGCGGGAGAGGCCCAGGCGGCGGGCCGGCCAGCCGUCCUUCUCGUCCACGCUGCUCGACGCCAUCUGCGAUUCCCUCGACGACCAGCCCGGCGGGCCGGGAACCACGGCGGCCGCGGCGAGAUCGGCUGGGAGCGCCGAGCGGAAGCAAGAGGCGCCCCUGCAUUGCUACUACUACAAGCCGUCCUUGGCCGCCAGCCACCGGGCGGCGCCGGCACCCGCGGACGACUGCUCCGGCCGCGGGUACUUCUCGUCGUCCGAGGUCGAGUACUCCCUCCGCCGCCUCCGCCCCAUCCGCACCUCCGGCGGCGUUGGGGGGGCCUCCGUGGCACCCGGGGAGAAGCCGCCGCCGCAGCAGCAGCAGCAGCCGGCGGCGGCGGACAAGGCGAGGGGCGCGAGGAAGCCGUCCGCCGCCUCGGCCCGCGGCGCCUGCCGCAGGCCGGCCUCCCCCGGCGCGCGGCUCGCCAGCCUGAUCAACGCCAUCUUCUCCGGCAAGCGGCAUUCCGCGCGGCAGCACCCGGCGCCGGCGGACGAGGAUCCGGCGUGCUCGACGGCUCCGUCGACCGCGCGCCCCUGCCUCGCCAAGACGCCGCCAUCGGCGGGGGCGCGGGUGCGGCCGAGCCGGAGUCGGGGCCGGAGCCGGACCGUGCGGUUCUUGGACAUCGACGGCGAGGUGGCCGUUGCCGCGGCCGCCUCUGGCUGCAGGCGAAUCCCGGUGGUGGAAGUGGAGGAGGACAGCGACGGCGGCGAGCAGAGCAGCGACGCCAGCUCCGACUUGUUCGAGCUCGAGAACCUCGCGGCCAUUGCUCCGGGGAGUAGUGGCACGCGUUGCCGGAGAGCGUGCGGGGCUGAGCUUCCGGUGUACGGGACGACUGGGGCUGGGCUCCGGCACGACAUUGGCCGCCGCCGUCCGUUCGGGUAUGGCACCCAUGGUCGGAGUUCUAGCAGGGUUGUUUGA
Messenger RNA from Panicum hallii, 1119 nucleotides. Its product is annotated as protein BIG GRAIN 1-like. The coding region runs from base 139 to 1119 and encodes 326 amino acids. The transcript has a single exon. The record is from RefSeq and is a predicted model, not a curated record. NCBI's taxonomy places the organism in Eukaryota, Viridiplantae, Streptophyta, Magnoliopsida, Poales, Poaceae. Gene Ontology annotation, biological process: auxin-activated signaling pathway.